Diaporthe citri is the source of this 465-nucleotide messenger RNA. RefSeq lists its product as uncharacterized. The record is from RefSeq and is a predicted model, not a curated record. Lineage: Eukaryota; Fungi; Ascomycota; Sordariomycetes; Diaporthales; Diaporthaceae. Bases 1 to 465 code for a protein of 154 amino acids. The transcript has 2 exons.
AUGGCCGACAAGAAGACACGGCGGGACCACGAGUCUGAGGUCCGCUCCUGGGGCUUCGACCACGUCUUCACGUGGUCCGACGGCCCCAACGCCCACUACGCGCCGCACUCCCACGCCGGCGUGACGACCCACCUCAUCCUCAAGGGCCAGUUGACCUUCACCUACCCCAAGGACGAGAAUCCUACCAAGCAGACGCUCGGUGUGGGCGAGAGGUGGGACGUCGAGGCUGGCAAGGUGCAUGAGGUCUGGGUGGGCGGCGAAGGGUGCACCUAUGUCAUUGGGGAAUGGGGUCAUGGCAUCAGCUGGUCAGGCAGCUUCCAAGCCAUCCGUGGAAUCAGCGGCACUUCAUCCGUCAUCGAAGCGCUUUACAACGAGAAGAACAUCAGCUUUGAGACUAUAUACAUGACCUUCUCUCUCAUCGCACAAUUUCUCACCGAUUGGGCACGUCAGAGCAAUAACAUGUGA